AGAGAGAGAGAGAGAGAGAGAGAAUGGGCACUGAUUCGCACUUAAAAAAAUAUCACAUAAAAAAAGAUCACAAAAAAUAUAUGUUUAAAGAAGAAAGAUUUGUUUGUUUUGUGAUAGGGAUCGCCAUUGCAUGUCUGGUUUUCAACGUGGUUCCUUCACUUUCUUAUUCCCCGCCGCUAAAAGAGACAGUCACAACCAUCGAUCAGCCUAUUACGACCGUUAGCCGACGUUUUGCCUAUGAAUUUGAGGGCGGAUUUAGUCACCUCAGUGUGGGUUCCAGGAUUCCUUUAGGAUUGAAAACCAAAAGCCUAAGGAUUUUGGUGACAGGUGGGGCCGGUUUUGUAGGGAGCCAUUUGGUGGACCGUCUUAUAGCCCGUGGAGACAGUGUGAUUGUGGUUGAUAACUUUUUCACGGGCCAAAAGGAGAAUCUACUGCACCAUUAUAGGAACCCAAGGUUCGAGAUCAUACGUCACGAUGUUGUUGAGCCAAUUUUGCUUGAGGUCGAUCAAAUCUACCACUUGGCUUGCCCUGCCUCCCCUGUACAUUACAAGUACAACCCCAUCAAGACAAUCACAAGACGAAUGUGAUGGGAACAUUGAACAUGUUGGGCUUAGCUAAGAGAAUAGGUGCGCGUUUUUUGCUCACAAGCACGAGUGAAGUGUACGGUGAUCCCUUAGAGCAUCCACAAUCUGAGACUUAUUGGGGCAAUGUAAAUCCAAUUGGUGUUCGGAGUUGUUAUGAUGAGGGAAAGCGAACGGCUGAGACCUUGACCAUGGAUUACCACAGAGGACUUAACCUUGAGGUACGGAUUGCGAGAAUAUUCAACACCUAUGGACCGAGGAUGUGCAUUGAUGACGGGCGUGUUGUCAGCAAUUUUGUUGCUCAGGCCUUAAGGAAAGAGCCAUUGACUGUUUAUGGUGAUGGAAAGCAAACUAGGAGCUUCCAAUACGUUUCUGAUCUGGUUGAAGGUUUAAUGCGAUUAAUGGAAGGUGACCAUGUGGGCCCCUUCAAUCUUGGGAACCCUGGAGAAUUUACCAUGCUUGAACUUGCCCAGGUAGUGCAAGACACGAUAGAUCCGAACGCAAAUAUAGAGUUCAGACCAAACACGGAAGACGACCCUCAUAAGAGGAAACCAGACAUUUCAAAGGCCAAGAAGCUUCUCGGGUGGCAGCCGACUGUUUCGUUGAGGGAAGGGCUCCCAAAGAUGGUCACCGAUUUUAGACAACGUAUUUUUGGUGGCCAAAAGGAUCAGACGGGUGCAUCCAGUGAAUAA
Striga asiatica is the source of this 1273-nucleotide messenger RNA. The record is from the annotation of a GenBank genome assembly. NCBI's taxonomy places the organism in Eukaryota, Viridiplantae, Streptophyta, Magnoliopsida, Lamiales, Orobanchaceae.